AAGGAAGAAGAAAGAAAAGAGAGAAGAAGAGAAGAAGAGAAAGAAGAGAAGAGGAGAAGAAGAAGAGAAGAGAGAAGAGAAGAGAAGAGAGAAGAAAGAAGAAGGAAGAGAAGAGAGAAGAAAGAAGAAGAGAGAGAAGAAGAGAAGAGAAGAAGAAGAGAGAGAAGAAGAAAGAGAGAAGAAAGAAGAGAGAGAAGAGAAGAGAAGAGAAGAAGAAAGAAGAAAGAGAGAAGAGAAGAGAAGAGAAGAAGAAAGAAAGAGGAAGAAGAGAAGAAAGAGAGAGAAAGAGAGAGAAGAAGAGAAGAGAAAGAGAGAAAGAAGAGAGAAAGAAAGAAAGAGGAAGAAGAGAGAAGAGAGAAAGAAAGAGAAGAGAGAGAAGAGAGAAGAGAGAGAGGAGAGAAGAAAGAAGAGAGAAGAAGAAAGAGAAGAAAGAGAAGAAGAAGAGAGGAGAGAGAGAGAGAAGAGAGAAAGAAGAGAGAGAAGAGAGAAGAAGAAGAAGAGAAAGAAGAGAAGAAGAGAGAAGAGAGAAGAGAGAGAGAAGAAAGAAGAGAAGAGAGAAGAAGAGAGAAGAGAGGAGAAGAAAGAAGAAGAGAAGAGAAGAGAGAAGAAAGAGAAGAGAAGAGAAGAAAGAGAAAGAAGGAAGAGAGAGAGAAAAGAAGAGAAGAAAGAGAAAGAGAAGAAAGAAGAGAAAGAAGAGAAGAAAGAAAGAGAGAGAGAAGAAAGAAGAAAAGAGAGAAGAGAAAGAGAGAAGAAGAGAAAGAAAGAGAAAGAGAAGAAGAGAAAGGAGAAAGAAGAAGAGAAAGGAAAGAGAGAAAAGAGAGGAGAAGAAGAAGAAGAGAGAAAGAGAAGAAGAAAGAAGAAAGAAGAGAAGAGAAAGAAGAGAAGAAGAAGAAAGAAGAAGAGAGAAAGAAAGAGAAGAAGAGAAAGAGAGAAGAGAAGGAAGAAGAGAAGAGAAAGAAAGAAAGAGAGAGAAAGAGAGAAGAAGAGGAAGGAAAGAGAAAGAGAAGAAGAAGAAGAGAAGAAAGAGAGAGAAGAGAAAGAAAGAAGAGAAGAGAGAAAAGAAAGAGAGAAGAGAAAGAGAAAGAAGAGAAGAGAGAAGAGAAAGGAGAAGAAGGAAGAGAGAGAAGAGAAGAAGAAAAGAAGAGAGAAAGAAGAGAAGAGAAGAAAAGAGAGAGAAGAAAGAAAGAAGAAGAAGAGAAGAAGAAAGAGGAGAAAGAAGAGAGAAGAGAAGAAGGAAGAAGAGAAGAAAGAAGAAGAAGAAGAAGAGAAAGAAAGAAGAGAAAGAGAAGGAAAGAGAAGAAGAGAAGAAGAGAAGAAGAGAGAGAAGAGAGAAGAAAGAGAAGAGAAAGAAAGAAGAAGAAGAGAAGAAGAAGAGAAGAAGAGAAAAGAAGAGAAGAGAAAGAGAAGAGAAGAAGAAAAGAAGAAGAGAAAAGAAGAAAGGAGAAAGAAAGGAAGAAAGAAGAGAGAAGAAAGAAAGAGAGGAAGAAAAGGAGAAAGAAGAAGAAAGAAAGAAAGAAGAGAAGAGAAGAAGGAAAGAGAAAGAAAGAGAAAAAGAAAGAAGAAGAAGAGAAGAGAGAGGAGAAGAAGAGAGAAAGAAGAGAAAGAGAAGGAAGAGAGGAAGAAGAGAAGAAGAAAGAGAAGAGAGAAAGAAGAGAAGAGAAGAAGAGAGAGAAGAAAGAAAGAAAGAAGAAGAAGAGAGAAGAAAGAAGAGAGAAGGAGAAGAAAGAGAAAGAAGAAGAGAAGAAAGAAGAAGAAGAAAGAAAGAGAGAGAAGAAGAAGAGAAGAAAGAAGAAAGAAGAAGAAAGAAGAAAAGAGAGAGAAAGAGAAGAAGAAAGAAGAAGAAAGAGAAGAGAAAGAGAGAGAAGAGAAAAGAGAAGAGAAGAAGAAGAAAAAGAAGAGAAGAGAGAAGAGAAAGAAAAGAGAGAAGAAGAGGAAGAAGGAAGAGAAGAAAAGAAGAGAAGAGAAGAAAGAAGAAGAAGAGAAAGAGAGAAGAGAAAGAAGAAAGAGAGAAGAAGAGAAAGAGAAGAGAAGAGAAGAAGAAGAGAGAAAAGAAGAGAGGAAGAGAAGAGAGAAGGAGAGAAGAGAAGAAGAGAAGAAGGAGAGAGGAAGGAAGAAAGAGAAAGAAGAAAAGAGAAAGAAGAGAAGAAAGAGAGAGAAGAGAGAAAGAAGAAAGAGAACGAAAGAGAAGAACGAGAGAGAGAAGAGAAA
Molecule: messenger RNA, 2208 nt
Organism: Phycodurus eques (leafy seadragon)
Lineage: Eukaryota; Metazoa; Chordata; Actinopteri; Syngnathiformes; Syngnathidae
Product: trichohyalin-like
Exons: 4
Source: RefSeq, a predicted model, not a curated record